AUGUCGCAGGAUACGUUGACGCUGGGCAAACUGGACUCGUCGCAUUUCUUGGCAAACCCGCGCAACUUUGAUCGCAAGCUGUUUGACGGCGUUCCCUCUCCCCCUGCCCAACAACAACAACAACAACAACAACAACAACAACAACACAAUGAAGAAGGCGAUGUGGGGAAAAUGGGAGCAGCAGAGACGGGAGAAGAGAGCAGCUCAUCAACAGUGGCAAAGACGAUCGCAGAGCGGUAUGUGCUGUUCAGCCCCACAAAGACCGAGCAAGAGAUUCGCCAAGCACUCGCGCCCGUCUUCAAGGAUCAACCUGUCCCACAGUUGGAGCAAUUCACGGUGACGGUCGGCUACGACUACUGGUCGGCGGAGCACGUGCUCAAGGCGGCGCUGCCGGAGAGCUUUGACGAGGUGACCACGUCCUUCGAAACGGUCGGGCACCUGGCACACAUGAACCUGCGGGAGCACCAGCUGCCUUACAAGCACUUCAUUGGGCAGGUCAUCCUGGACAAGAACACGCGGCUGCGCACGGUGGUGAACAAGCUCAACGCCAUCGACACCACGUUCCGCUUCUUCAAGAUGGAGCUGCUUGCCGGGGACGACGACUACGCCUGCCGUGUCAAGGAGAACGGCUGCUGGUUUGAGUUUGACUUUUCGCGCGUGUACUGGAACUCGCGGCUGCAAAAGGAACACGAGCGCAUCGUGUCCAAGAUGAAGAAGGGCGACGUGCUGUGCGACAUGAUGGCUGGCGUGGGGCCGUUUGCUCUCCCCGCGGGGAAACGCGGCUGCAUGGCAUAUGCAAACGACCUCAACCCCAUGUCAUAUGAGGCGCUGGUGCACAACAUUGCCAUCAACAAGCUCGCCCGCCGCGUCUUCCCCUUCAACAUGGACGCGCGCGACUUUGUCAGGUGUGUGCGAUGUAUGCGCGCGUGCUUGCGUCAAUGGCGGCCCUUCACGCAUGUGACGAUGAACCUGCCUGCCUCCUCCAUUGAGUUUACGGACGUGUUCCGUGGCGCGUACACCGCAGACACGCACCGCCGCCUCCCACUCCCGACCAUCCACUGCCACUGCUUCUCAACCGCAGAGGACCGGCGAGCGGAUGUGAUUUCCCGCAUUGAGGAGCGAAUCGGACACCCGCUGCAGGAGCCGAUUUUGUUCCGGGACGUGCGUGAUGUGGGACCCAACAAACGGAUGGUGUGCAUCUCAUUCCCGCUCCCGCCAGACGCCGCAUACGACACAGCACCACCCAACGCUGAUGCUGCUGAUCAUGAUGAUGGUGAUGAUCGUGAUGGUGAUGGUGGUGAUGGUGAUGAUCGUGAUGGUGAGCCGGCAGCCAAGGCGCCCAAGACAGAGACAAGCAGCAGCAGCGCGUGA
Salpingoeca rosetta is the source of this 1371-nucleotide messenger RNA. RefSeq names its product SAM binding domain-containing protein. Gene Ontology annotation, cellular component: cytoplasm; mitochondrial matrix. The record is from RefSeq and is a predicted model, not a curated record. Gene Ontology annotation, biological process: tRNA N1-guanine methylation; mitochondrial tRNA methylation. Lineage: Eukaryota; Choanoflagellata; Craspedida; Salpingoecidae. Bases 1 to 1371 code for a protein of 456 amino acids. The transcript has 6 exons.